AUGCCCACUGGUUGCGCCCGAAAGUCUCAGCUCAUGUUUGCUGCAGCCAUAGCAAGGCUCGCAGACAUCAAGCGUGCAGUGAAGCGCUUGCAGCUGCCCACGGGCGGGCUGCAGCGUCAGCUGGUCAACGAGAUUGACGCGCUCAUUGCCUUAGACCACCCAGCGAUCGUGCGGCUCAUCGAGUACUUCGUGGCCGACUCGGAAGUGUUCUUGGUCAUGGAGCUGCUGCAGGGCCCCAGUCUGGGAGAGAAGCUCCGUGAACUCGGCCGCUUCUCCGAGACAUUCGCGGUGCGUUGCCUUCGUCACAUGCUGAAGGCACUGUUCUGCUGCCACUGCCAUGGCAUCGCGCACAACGACGUCAGCGAGGAGAACUUCCGCUUUGAGACCUGUCGAGCCGAUGCUGCUUUACGCAUGGUGGACUUCGGCCUCAGUGAGAUGAGUGCUCAGGAGUCUGCCGCUCGGUCCGAGCACUUCCCUCGUGGCCUUUAUGUGCAGAAGCGUGACAUUUGGAGCGUUGGCACCAUUUUGUACCAAAUGCUGGCAGGCGAGCGACUGCUCCCUGAGGAGAGUGGCAGCCACUUAUCCGAAGCGACGAACCCAAGUUAUGUGCCCUCGCGUUUGAGCGCGCUCCGUGGCGCAUCGGCUCAGGCCCGGGACCUGUUGGCGAAGAUGCUGGAGCCCAGCACCGACCGACGCAUCGCGGCACAGGAGGCCUUGCAGCACCCACUGGUGGUCCAGUCUUACGCUUUGGCGCAAUCGGAGGUGCCCGACGAUGGCACGAGCCCGCGCACGGCCGCCAGCGUCGCGCUGGCCAACCGAAACCGACGGCGGCUCGCUGGCUGCGUGCCCGCCCUCUGCGCCUUUGCCAGGGCGCCUCGCAUCAAACGCCUUGCGUUGCUGGUGGCAGCACACCUUCUCGGAGAUGAGGUCGGGGGCCUGCGCUGGCUCUUCCGAUUCCUGGCGCGGGAUGCCUGGCUGAUCGAGGAGUCGGUCUUCGAGGAGGCGCUGCGGGAGGCGGGGGAGGAGGUGCCGCAGGACUUCGCGGCUCUUUUCAGAAGUGCCGAUCUGUCAGGCUCGGGUGCCUUGAACUUCGUGGAGUUCAUGGCUGCGAUGAUGGCCAGCCUGCCUGAGGUCUACUCGACCCACUCCUCCUUGAAGGCGGUGUUCCACUUCUUCGACAGCAGCGGUGCUGGCAUCAUUCGUGGCGAGCACCUGCACACACUCUUCCCAGCAAGGACUGAGGACGAGUGCGCGCUGAUGAUCCGACAGAGUUGUGGGAAGGAUUCAAUGAGCUUUGUGGACUUCCAGCGCGUGAUGACUCCCGCGAACUGGAAGCCCGGUGAGCGGGCCAAGUGGGCGGAUGUCCCGGAUGUGACGAGCCCCGUUCUUGGGGCCAAGGGCUUCAAGGAGCAAAAGAUGCGUGGCUCUUCCUCGGAUCCCGAACGUGAUUGCCAGGUGACGAGCCGGGUCACCUCCGCGCCCUCUGAGGCUUUUGCCAUACGGCAGAAGCCCGGCUUCCACCGCGGCGCGCUGCGACCCUUCUACGCGGCGCAGCCCGUGUCCAACGUGGUGCUGGGCCUGGCGGCGGGAUCCUCGGGCUACGCCCGGCGCGCUGUCCAGCUGCGCUGCACAGAGCUCGUCGACACGGAGCACGGGGCCUUCUUCUUCAUGCCCAACCCGAAGUAUCACUGGACGCCUGAGGCCGCCUUCAACGACGAACGCAAGGCCCGCUUUGUGGCCUGGUGGAUUCACCCGGACCUUUGCUCAAUGUUGCGAGCAUGGACGGCCGGGACGGCCGGGGCGCCCGUGCGGUCGGUCUCGAGAGGCGACGAGACCGGCGUUGGGGCUCCAGGGGAUUUCGGCUACUCGGAUACGCCGAAGUCCCCGGGCUACCUGCACACUUGCCGGGACCUCUGCGGGCGCGCGCACGUCAGGAUGCUGGAUGCCCUGGUGGCCGGGAUCAAGACGUACCUGGAUCGCAUGUUCGGCGGAGAUUUGGCGGCCGCGCACGUGUCAGCGGGCUUCCACUACCCGGUGAGGCCUCAGUACAGCACGCUCCAUUUGCAGAUCCGGGUCAACGCUGGCGACGUGUGUCCAGGCGAAGGCCGCGGCGUGGACCUCUUCAGGCUGCAGAACAGGUUGAAGGCCGACCCCGAGUGCUUCCAAAGAGACGACGAGACGCUCUUCUACGAGGCCACGGCCAACUUGAGGAUCGCGCUUCUGAAAGCCUGUGACAAGGCGACUGGCGUCCACGGCAUGGGUACGCGGAUGGUGCGGGAGGUGGGGCCCAAGUCACUGGUCUUGGGCGAGUAG
This is a messenger RNA of Symbiodinium natans, 2313 nucleotides long. Lineage: Eukaryota; Dinophyceae; Suessiales; Symbiodiniaceae. The record is from the annotation of a GenBank genome assembly.